This is a messenger RNA of Caretta caretta (loggerhead turtle), 964 nucleotides long. It is a transcript of the gene CNPY1, whose product is annotated as canopy FGF signaling regulator 1. The record is from RefSeq and is a predicted model, not a curated record. Lineage: Eukaryota; Metazoa; Chordata; Testudines; Cheloniidae. Gene Ontology annotation, cellular component: endoplasmic reticulum.
AUGGAAAUGGUUCUGCUUCUUUUGGCGUUGCUGAUGCUACUCACCUUAUCCAGUAACUAUGUGGAGGGAGAGCAAGAUCGAGAGGUGUUUUGUGGAGCUUGCAAGGCACUGGUCGAUGAGCUACUGUAUGACAUUAGGAAGGUGAAUCCGAAGAGGACCACUGACAUAGGGUCAUUCCGAAUAAGCCCUGACAGGACACAAGAGAGGACUAGGGUUCCUUUAGCAAAGUCAGAGACCUACUUAACGGAAGUAUUGGAAAAUAUAUGUGAUAGAAUGAAUGAUUACCAACUGCAAGUGGAUCCUCAAACCCAAAAAAGGACAUUCAAGAGAUUUGCUCGGAAAGAUGAGAAAAUCUAUGCAGAUUUUAAAAAAUUCUAUUUUUAUUCUGAUGCUUACAAACCUCUGAAAUUUGCGUGUGAAAAUAUUAUAGAAGAGUAUGAAGAUGAAAUGUUCUCACUUAUCGCCCAGGAGGCAGACUAUCUAGCUGACAAGCUGUGCAGUGAAAAAUCAGGUCUUUGUAAAGAAUCUGCUACUCACACUGAGCUAUAGCAUCGACUAAACUAUGAAUUUUACAGAGUGAAGUAAGAUGACAACCACAAAAAAAUCUUCCUGUGUAAUCAAAUAGUGAUUCUCUGCCCUUUUUGCCCCUGUAAUAUCUUUUGUUUUUUACAUUUAUAUUUUUAGAUGUGCAUCAAUUCCUGUUUGUUUAAUUUUUUUUAUGUUUUCAUAUUAAAAUAUUUAUACUGAAGUUUGCAUGGUUUUGGCAAGAUCUUAGGUUUAACAUGUAAUUAACUAUUGACCGAUUCUAUAGGUAAAACAAUUGACUUCUCAAGAUAUUCAUGGCAGGUAUGUUAAUUUUGACAAAACCAAUGUCUAAUCAUAAAAAAAAAUGUACUAUUUGAGUGUAAAAAAUUAUGGCUUUUGUUUAACUAAAACAAAUACUUAAUACAAUUUAAGAAACCUA